Ornithorhynchus anatinus (platypus) is the source of this 3126-nucleotide messenger RNA. RefSeq names its product Ras interacting protein 1 (gene RASIP1). The transcript has 12 exons. Gene Ontology annotation, cellular component: cell-cell junction. The record is from RefSeq and is a predicted model, not a curated record. The coding region runs from base 67 to 2994 and encodes 975 amino acids. Lineage: Eukaryota; Metazoa; Chordata; Mammalia; Monotremata; Ornithorhynchidae. Gene Ontology annotation, biological process: regulation of GTPase activity; negative regulation of Rho protein signal transduction; angiogenesis. Gene Ontology annotation, molecular function: GTPase binding.
ACAGCCGGAGCUGGGACGGGGGAUCAGGCACCGGAGAGCCAGGUCCCCAAGCGGGGAGGAGGGGCCAUGCUGUCGGGGGAGCGGAAGGAAGGGGCCGGGAGUCCUCGGUUCGGGAAGCUCCAUCUGCCCGUCGGACUGUGGAUCAACUCCCCACGAAAGCAGCUCGCCAAACUCGGGCGCCGCUGGCCCAGCGUGGGCUCCGUCAAGUCCACGUCCUCGGACACGACGAGCCGCAGCAGCGAGCCGCCGCCGGUGGAGCUGCGCCGGACCGGGGCCAUCAAGGCGGCGGGCGGGGCGUCGGGCAGCCGGGCCAAGCGCAUCUCGCAGCUCUUCCUGCGCGGGAGCCCCGGCGGAGGAGGAGGAGGAGGAGGAGGAGGAGGAGGGGGCGGCGGCGGAGGAGGGGCCGGUGGGCCCGGGGGACCCGGCGGGGGGCCGCGCUGGGCCAGCGAGAAGAAGUUGGCCGAGCUGGCGGGGGGGCCCCUGGCCGAGGAGCUGGCGGCCCCCCCGCGCCCCCCGCCCCCAGGGGUGCUGAAGAUCUUCGGGGGGGGCCUGGCCUCGGGGGCCAAUUACAAGAGCGUCUUGGCCACCCCGCGCUCGACGGCCCGCGAGCUGGUCCGCGAGGCCCUGGAGCGCUACGGCCUCGGCGGGGCCGGGGCCGGGGCCGGGGGCAAGGGUCCCGACGGGGGGGACGGGGCCGGGGACGGGGCCGGGGGCUUCGCGCUGGUGGACGCCCUGGGCCGUGCGGGGGUCGGGGAGUGGAGGACGGAGCACGCCCGGGUGCUGGGGGACGGGGAGCGGCCGCUCCUGCUGCAGGAGCUGUGGCAGCCCCGGCCCGGUUGGGCCCGGCGCUUCGAGCUGCGGAGCCGCGAGGAGGCGCGGAGGAUGGUGGAGGAGGCCGACGACGACGAGGGCGCCGGCCCGGGGGUCCCCGCCUGGCGUCACCAGAAGAACCGUUCGCGGGCAGCGUCCGGGGGCGGCCUGGGCCCCGGAGGGAGCGUCCCCAAGGAGCGGGCCGAUAACCUGUCCUUGCGGCGUAGCGUGUCGGAGCUCAGCCUGCAAAGUCGCCGGCGGAGACAGCAAGAGCGCCGCCAGCAGGCGCUCAGCAUGGCCCCCGGGGCCGGGGGGGAGGCCGCGCCCCCCGAUACCCCCGUAGACCCACCCGGAACCCCGGACUUCGACCAGCUGGCCCAGUAUCUCAUCCAGGCACCCUCCCACCGGCCCUACUUCCUGCUCUUGCAGGGGUACGGGGAGGGCCAGGACUUCGUGAUGUACGUGAUGACCCGGGAGCAGCACGUGUUUGGCCGGGGGGGACCCCGGGGCAACCCCUACGUCGACACCUUCCUGAACGCCCCCGACAUCCUCCCCCGCCACUGCGUCGUGCGGGCCGGGCCUGAGCCCCCGGCCCGCAUCCGCCCCUUCCGGGGGGCUCCCGUGACCCACAAUGGUGGUCUGCUGCUCCGCGAGGCCGACCUGCAACCGGGAGACCUGCUGGGUCUGGGGGAGCACUUCCUGUUCAUGUACAAAGACCCCCGCGGCGGGGGAGGUGGGGGUGGCUCCCCUCGGCCCCCCUGGCUCCCGGCCCGGCCUGGCGUCCCGCCGCCUGGCCCCGGCUGGGCCUUCUCGUGCCGCCUGUGUGGCCGCUGGCUGCAGGAGCGGCAGGAGGCCUUGGGCGCCUACCUGGAUGGCAGGGAGCCGGUGCUCCGGUACCGGCCGCACGAGGAGGAGGCCCUGCUUGGGGAGAUCGUGCGGGUGGCCGGAGCGGCUGGGGCCGGCGGUGGCGGGGGCUCGCCGCUGCCGCCCCUCGGCCCCGCAGCCCUCCUGGCCAUGUGCGUCGAGCACUCUGCCCGCGAGCUGGAGCCCGGGCACCUGCCCCACCUGCUGGGGCGGCUGGCACGGCUGGUCAAGGAGGCUGUCUGGGAGAAGAUAAAGGAGAUUGGAGACAGGCAGCCAGAGAAUCACCCCGAGGGGACCCUCGAGGCCCCACUGAGCAUUGAGGAGGUGUCCGCCGAGCUGCGCCCCCUCAUGCUGUGGAUGGCAAACACCACAGAACUACUGAGCUUCGUGCAAGAGAAGGUGCUGGACGUGGAGAAGGAGGGAGAACAGGAGGGCCUCUCCUCAGACCCUCAGCUCUGCAGUGACCUGGAUCUAUGUGAUGAAGCAAUGGCCAUGCUAGAUGAAGUCAUCAUGUGUACCUUCCAGCAGUCUGUCUACUACCUCACCAAGACCCUGUACUCCACUCUGCCGGCCCUCCUGGACAGUAACCCAUUCACAGCUGGGGCGGAGCUGCCUGGACCAGGGGCAGACCUGGCAUCCAUGCCCCCUGGGCUGCGGCCCACCCUGGGCGUCUUCCAGGCCGCGCUGGAGCUGACCAGCCAAUGUGAACUGCACCCUGACCUGGUGUCCCAGACGUUCGGCUACCUGUUCUUCUUCUCCAAUGCCUCACUGCUCAACUCCCUCAUGGAGAGAGGCCAGGGUCGUCCGUUCUACCAGUGGUCCAGGGCAGUGCAGAUCCGGACGAAUUUGGACAUGCUGCUAGACUGGUUGCAGGGGGCGGGAUUAGGGGACAUCGCCACAGAGUUUUUCCGAAAACUGUCCCUCGCCGUCAACCUGCUCUGUGUCCCUCGGACCUCUCUACUCAAGGCAUCUUGGUCGAGUCUUCGCACGGAGCACCCGUCGCUGAGCCCCGCUCAGCUGCACCACCUGCUCAGCCAUUACCACCUGGGCCCGGGUCGCAGCCCCCCGCCGGCCUGGGACCCUCCCCCCGCCGAACGGGACGCCAUGGACCCCGCUGACAUCUUCGAGAGCUUCUCGUCGCACCCGCCGCUGAUCCUGCCGCUGGGCAGCCCGCGCCUUCGCCUGCGCCUGUCGGGCCCGUUGACGGACGAUGGGCUCCACCGGGAGCUGCGCCGGCUCCGCCGCCUCCUGUGGGACCUGGAGCAGCAGGAGCUGCCGGCCAAUCAGCGCCACGGACCCCCGCUGGCUCCGCCCCCUUGAGCGCAGGCCACGCCCCCGCAGGCGCGCUCCCGCGUGCUGCGCGUGCCCGACUCCCUCCCCUGGGGGGUGGAGGGGGGCCUCGCAGCAAUAAAGGCUGCAGGGCCGGGUGGCACCCGCCCUGGCGGAACUGGA